This is a messenger RNA of Plectropomus leopardus (leopard coralgrouper), 2784 nucleotides long. RefSeq names its product leucine rich repeat containing 8 VRAC subunit C (gene lrrc8c). Gene Ontology annotation, molecular function: protein binding. NCBI's taxonomy places the organism in Eukaryota, Metazoa, Chordata, Actinopteri, Perciformes, Serranidae. Gene Ontology annotation, cellular component: cytoplasm. The record is from RefSeq and is a predicted model, not a curated record.
GACAUGCCUGCACCGCCUGCACCGACCCGCCGAGGCUCCGGGAAGCAGAGGGGACCGCGCACAUCAUGAUCCGAGACCCGAUCGCAAUAUAGACCCACAUCCUCAACUCCAGCUGUCGUCUGAAGGAAGGCAUCAUGAUUCCUGUGAUGGAAUUUCGGCAGUUCUCUGAACAGCAGCCGGCGUUCAGAGUCCUGAAGCCGUGGUGGGACGUGUUCACCGACUACCUGUCCGUCAUCAUGCUCAUGAUCGGUGUGUUUGGAUGCACUCUGCAGGUUAUGCAAGACAAAAUCAUCUGCCUUCCUCAGAGAGUAUCGGUGCCUUCGGAAAACACAAGUGAAGUGGAAGUGACACUGUUACACCUGCAGGCCAACAUUUCGGCCGUGCCAAGAGAAAUGACAGGCCUUAAAACCGAUCUGGAUCUUCAACAGUACAGUUUCAUCAAUCAGAUGUGUUAUGAGAAGGCUCUGCACUGGUAUGCCAAGUACUUCCCUUAUUUGGUUCUCAUACACACUCUGAUUUUCAUGGUGUGCAGCAACUUCUGGUUCAAAUUCCCCGGCUCCAGCUCUAAAAUAGAGCAUUUUAUCUCCAUGCUCGGCAAGUGCUUCGACUCCCCCUGGACCACACGAGCUCUGUCAGAGGUGUCGGGAGAAAAUCCCGAAGAAAAGGACCAUAAAAAGAGCGCUACUUCGAGGUCUAACAUCACUGUGUCUCCCGGAGAAGGAAGUUUGGAGAAGACGCAGUCCCUCCGGUCUAUCCCGGAAAAGAUCGUCGUUGAGAAGCCAUCAGCAAGUGUUCUCGAUAAAAAAGAGGGCGAACAAGCUAAAGCUCUUUUUGAGAAGGUGAAGAAGUUUCGUUUGCAUGUUGAGGAGGGAGACAUUCUUUAUCUCAUGUACGUUCGGCAGACAGUGUUCAAGGUGUUUAAAUUCCUCCUGAUCAUCGGCUAUAACAGCUCUCUCGUGAAUAAAGUGCGGAACAGAGUGCGUUGCGAAGUUGAGAUCCAGGACAUGACCGGCUACAAAGACUUUGAGUGUAAUCACACGAUGGCUCACCUGUUCUCGAAGCUUUCUUACUGCUACCUGUGUUUAGUUGCCGUCUACGGUUUAACAAGCCUUUACACCUCUUACUGGCUGUUUUACCGCUCACUGAAGGAAUACUCCUUUGAGUAUGUGCGACAGGAAACGGGCAUCAACGACAUCCCAGACGUCAAGAACGACUUUGCGUUCAUGCUACACAUGAUCGAUCAGUAUGACCCGCUUUAUUCAAAACGAUUCGCAGUUUUUCUCUCCGAGGUCAGUGAGAACAAACUAAAGCAGCUGAACCUCAACCACGAGUGGACUCCGGAGAAACUGCGUCAGAGGCUGCAGAUGAACGGCAACAACAGACUCGAGCUCCAGCUGUUCAUGCUCCCGGGGUUACCGGACACCGUCUUUGAGCUGACAGAGCUGCAGUCACUCAAGCUAGAGAUCAUCAACAAUGUCACCAUCCCUGCCUCCAUCUCUCAGCUGGAGGACCUUCAGGAGCUAUCGCUUUACCAGUGCUCUCUAAAGCUGCACACAACCGCUACCUCCUUCCUCAAAGACAACCUGAAAGUGCUUCGUGUGAAAUUCGAUGAUAACAGGGAGCUUCCGAACUGGAUGUACGGGCUGCGAAACUUAGAGGAGCUCUAUCUCACCGGGUCUCUCAGCCCUGACGCCUCCAAAAAUAUAGUUCUUGAGUCACUACGGGAGAUGAAAUGCUUAAAAACGCUCUCCCUCAAGAGCAAUUUGACCAAGAUACCCCAGUCUAUAGUUGAUGUUUCCAGUCAUCUGCAGCGCCUGUACUUACACAACGAUGGCACUAAGCUGGUGAUGCUCAACAACCUGAAGAAGAUGACCAACCUGAUUGAGCUGGAGCUUGUACGUUGUGAUCUGGAACGUAUCCCGCAUGCAAUCUUCAGCCUAACGAAUCUGCAAGAGCUUGACCUGAAAGAAAACAACCUCCGCUCAAUCGAGGAGAUCAUCAGCUUCCAGCACCUUCGAAAACUCACUUGCCUCAAACUUUGGUACAACGGCAUUAUGUACAUCCCGGAGCACAUCAAGAAGCUCGGCAGCCUGGAGCGCCUCUACUUCAGCCACAACAAAAUCGAGAUAUUGCCUUCGCACCUGUUUUUGUGCAACAAGCUGCGCUACCUGGACCUGUCCAACAACGACAUCCGGUUCAUCCCUCCGGAAAUCGGAGUCCUUCAGAGUCUACAGUAUUUCUCCGUCACCUGCAACAAAAUCGAAAAUCUACCAGAUGAACUAUUCUUUUGCAAAAAGCUCAAAACGCUAAAGCUCGGCAAGAACUCGCUGUCCAUACUCUCGCCAAAAAUUUCCUACCUAGCUCUACUGACAUACUUGGACCUCAAAUGCAACCACUUUGAGGUUCUCCCACAGGAGCUCGGUUGCUGUCGUGCUCUGAAGCGCAGUGGCCUUAUUGUGGAAGAGACACUGUUUGAAACUCUGCCUUCGGACGUCAGGGACCAAAUGAAGGCCGAGUGAGCCGCCUUAUUGUAGCCACAGUGCCUGCUGUUUGCUCUGUCUACCAAUGCAGAGCACUUGUUUUGUAUGAACUCAUUAACAUAUUUAAGUAUUACACUACUGUUAAGAAAGUUAUUUUUACACUUUCCUUGAUGGAAGGAAGAUUACUACUCAUAAACUGUCACAUUAAGUGUGGCUGCAACAGGGGUGCCUGUUUUGUUGUUUAUUGACACAUUAAAAGCAGCACUGCAUGUUUCUGUAAACCAUGAAUACUUUACAUUUUAAU